This is a messenger RNA of Emiliania huxleyi CCMP1516, 2217 nucleotides long. RefSeq lists its product as hypothetical. The coding region runs from base 1 to 2217 and encodes 738 amino acids. The transcript is spliced from 7 exons. The record is from RefSeq and is a predicted model, not a curated record. Gene Ontology annotation, molecular function: sialate O-acetylesterase activity. NCBI's taxonomy places the organism in Eukaryota, Haptophyta, Isochrysidales, Noelaerhabdaceae. Gene Ontology annotation, biological process: carbohydrate metabolic process.
AUGGUCGCACUCUCCUUCGCCGCCUCGUUCGGCUCGCACAUGGUCCUUCAGCAGGCGCCAGCGCGUGCAUCGCUGUGGGGCUUCGCGCCGGCGAGCGCCACUGCCGUGGCAAUCGAGCUUGCCGCCGACGCUGCAUCGACACCCAUCGCCGUCAACAACUUCACCGCUCAAGCUUCGCUGGCGCGCUUCAACGCGACCGCCCUGGUUUGGUCCGUCCUACUGCCAGCCGUGGCAGCGCAGAAGCGGCCCGACGGCUCCGCGGUGCAGUACAGCGUCACGGCGAGGAUGGGUUCGGAAGCUCACGCCACACUCCUCGACGUCCUCUUUGGCGAGGUCUGGCUCUGCUCUGGCCAGUCCAACAUGGCCUUCCUCGUCGAGAACUCGUUUGGCGGCGCAGACCUGGUGCAAGACGCAAAUAACCACCCCGAGAUCCGGCUCUUCACCACGCGCAAACUCACGGCGCAGAGGCCGCUGCAGGAGCUCGGCGAGAGCACCAACAGGGGCGACUGGGUGGACGGAGUCGAGCUGCCGUGGUCGGUGGCGAGCAACGUCUCCAUCUCGAUGAACGCCCCCCGCGCCGGCGGAGCGAAUGACGACAACUGGCUGUACAUGUCCGCGGUCUGCUACCUGUUUGGCAGGGCGCUGCAGGCGGCCAGGAAGACCCCGAUCGGCCUCAUCAGCACGAACUGGGGCGGGACGGCAAUACAAGACUGGAUGCCGCCCGCCGCCCUGGACGACUGCAGGCACGAGCCGCUGCCGGGGCAGUUGUGCUGCUGCCCCCCGCCUGGCUGCGCGAUCCCGCCGUCGUGCCCGCCGCCGCCGGCACUGGCAGAGGGAGCGGGGUCGGGAUCAUCGCUGGCAGAAGAGGGGGCAAGGAUAUUGGCAGAGGGUGUGGCGGCAUCGCGCGUGGCGACGCACCUAUACAACGCGAUGGUCUCGCCGCUGCGGAACGUCACGCUCGCUGGCGUGGUCUGGUACCAAGGCGAGUCGAAUGGCGGCGCUCCCGUCCCGUACGCCUGCCAGCUGCCCGCGCUGGUCAAGCGGUGGCGGGAGGGCUGGGGAGGCUGGCGGCGACACGACCACGGCUUCGCCUUCGGUGUGGUGCAGCUGGCGGGCGACGUCGACGAGAAGGCGCCGAUCGCGCUGCCGAUCUUCCGCUGGCUGGGCCAGACACAGGGCUUCGGCUCGCUGCCCAACACCAAGAUGCCAAACACCUUCCUGGCGAGCGCGUUCGACCUCGGCGACGCGGCGUCCCCGUUUGGGUCCGUCCAUUCCCGCCACAAGAAGGAGGUUGGCGAACGGCUCGCCCUCGCUGCGAGGCGCUGGGCGUACCGGGAGCCCUCCAUCACAGCGGGGCCCAUCCUGCAGAGCGCGGUCGCCGACGCCGGACGCCGGCGCGUCGUGCUCACCUUUCGGGAGGUUGGCCCAUCCGGCCUCGUGCUCUCACGCAUGAACACAUCGAGGGCGCACAACAUGACCAACUGGGACGGCACCACGCCGUUCGAGGUGUGCGCCGACGGUGCGGGCGCGGCGUGCGGCGCGAUGAGCACGUCGUUCGACGGCGCUUGGUCGCUCGCUCCGAGAACCAGCCUCGGCGCCGACGGCAAGAGCAUCGUCCUGAGCGGCUUUGCGGACGGCGGCAGCGGCCGGGGCCGCGGAGGGCGUGCAGAGUUCCCACCCGCGGCGGUGAGGUUUGCAUGGCGGGCUUACCCGUGCGAGGUGCUCGGAUGCGGCGUGUACACUGUGGUGGGGGGCGUCCCGCUCCCACCGGCGCCCUUUCACAGCGCGGUGGAGGCGCGCAGCUUGAACGGCUUUCCAGCCCACCCCACGUGGUCAACCUCUGCCGCUCGCGUCGCCACCGCCUCGCCCGUCGCCUCCAGCUCGAUCUCAAGCCUGGCGAGCGCCGCCUCUCCCUUCUCCAGCGCAUCUGUCUGCCAGCCGACGCCGGCCGUCGGCGGUGACGAAGCGGCCAGAUGCGAGAGGAGUGAGGCGCCGCUGCUGACCGUGCGGGCCCAGCAGAUCCUCACGGCCGCUCUCAAUCGGCUCGCCCUCAUCAAACCGUGCCUCGAUGCUGAAGCGAAGCCUCGAGUCUUCGACGGUCCAUUCGCCGCGAGGGUAGAGACCAUCCUUGCGCGAGGCGUCGUGACGGCCGAGACUGUCUGCCAGAACAAAGGUACCAUGGCCUUUAUCGUGCCAUGUCGAGCAAGCCUGCUCUAG